AUGAAUAGUGAAUAGAUUGUUGUGUAAUAUAAGAAUAAAGUAGAAGAAUGUCUUUAAGGUUUUUAAUAAGAUUUAGAUGUAAGUUAUUGAAUAAUAUUAAAUGAUUAGUGCUCUUACAACAGAAUUGAUGCUUAUCUAGAUUAACUUCUUCUUGAUCCUUAUCCAUCUGUUCCAAUAAAGAAUCUUAAUUUGGCCCUACCAAUUGUAUAAAUAUCUAUACCUUCCAUAUAACCAUUACAUAAUUAAUUAAUUCAAGAACUCAAACCUAUAAUCAAUUCGACUAUUCAUAAACAAAUCAAAUUAAAAUAACAAAACAUAGAUUAACUUUAAUAAUAACUAAUUAUAUUAUAAGAUAAAGUAAUAUAACAAGAAAAUCAAAUUAUAUAACAUAAUCAUCAUUAAUCCAAUCUUAAACCAUUUAAUUAUAAUUUAAUAUAGAAUAAUUCAAUUUAAUAAAGAGAAGAUUGUCUUGCAAUUGCUAUUAAUAAAGAAAAUUCAAUUGUAUUAGCUGGAUGUGAUAGUAAGAUUAAAGUAUUUGAAUUUAAAUAAGAAUAGUUGAAACAAAUUCAACUUUUAAGUGGACAUUCAAAUUCUGUUACAACCUUAAAUUUUAUGAAGUAAUCAACUUAAUUUAUAUCUGGGAGUUUGGAUAAAUAGAUUAUAAUAUGGUGUAUGGAUUAACAUAGUUAAUGGAUCUGCUCAUAGAAAUUGAAUGAACAUAAAGAUUACAUUAAAUGUUUAUUAUUGAACAAUAAUGAAGAUAUUAUGAUAUCAGGAAGUGAUGAUUAUACAAUUAAAUUUUGGAAAAAGCAGAAUGAAUGGAUAUGUUCAUAAACUAUUACAUAUCAUACAAGUGAAGUAGAUGGAUUAAGUUUGAAUGAGAAAUAGAAUAGAGUGAUAUCAUGUGGAUAUGAUAAGUUAAUAUUAAUAAUAGAACAGUCAUCAUAGGAUUAAAAAUGGAAUGUAAUAUAAAAGAUAACAGUUGAACAGUGGGGUUUAAGAUUAUGCUUUAUCGAUGAUAAUGUAUUCACAUUCCAACCUUAUCGUUAAGAGUAAAUGCAUGUUUAUGAGAUGAAUAGUACUAAUAAAUAGUACUCAAAGACAAAAUAAAUUGAUGUUAAAUGUGGAAUUAAGGAUUGCAAUUACUGGUUCCCUUAAUAAUAUAUAAAGUCGAAAUGUCUGCUUGUGAAUAAGAAUGGAUUAAAUGUUAAUUUGAUAAGGAAGAACCAAAAUGGUGAUUUUAUAACAUAAUAAUCUAUUCAUUUUGGUCAUAAUUGUAUAUUUGGAUAGAUGAGUGAAGAUGGAGAGUAUUUGAUGACUUGGGAUGAAAAAUCUAGGGAAAUUUAAAUUAGGAAAUAUCAUUAAUUAUGA
Paramecium primaurelia is the source of this 1371-nucleotide messenger RNA. Lineage: Eukaryota; Ciliophora; Oligohymenophorea; Peniculida; Parameciidae. The record is from the annotation of a GenBank genome assembly.